AUACAUGACUAUCCACGGGGUAUGGUUAAAAAUUAUGAUAAUUUGAAAAGUAAAUAAUACAAUAUUUAUAUGUUUUGUAGUUCAUCAAAUUGUGUAUUCAUCAUAUGAUUGUAUCAAAAUGCCUUCUUACUCAUUAAUUGAGUGUAAAUUACGUCGCUAUUUUUAUUUGGGACAUGAAUACUCAAUAUAUGUUCCUCCUGGAAUUAGAAAAUCAUAUUGGGAUCAAAGACACCAUGAAGAUAUUACUGGCAUACGUAUAAUUGGAAAAAUUGUAAAAAAAAAUAAAACUGAAGAGAUAAAUUCUAUUGUUCCAAUAAUUUUAAAGAUAAAAAAAGAAAAUAAGUUAAUUGAUGAUAAGCUCUUGAUAUAUACAUUAGCUAUUUGUGCCAAAUUUAAUUUGGAGCAUUGUGCGAAAUUAGUUUCAGGCGCUUAUGAUGCAGUAACAGCAAUAUGUACAGAUGGAUUAAAAUUGUUGAUGUUUGUUCACUUUUGUCAUAAAGCUAGUUAUAUUCUUCAUAAUGAGGGAUUUGUAAAAAAUCCAUCUUCUGGGUUUGGCAAUGGUUUUCGUAAGGCUUUGAAUAAAUGGUAUUUAGGUAGGGAUCCAUUGUUAACUACAGAACAAAUAUUAAGAUAUAAAUCCUAUGAGGGCUGGACUCAUAAAGAUAUAAUGAAUCUAAUUCAUAUUCGUUCAUCUGAUCCAAAUUAUCAAAUAUUUAUUAUCCAUACAAUGUAUGGGUUUGCAAGAGUUGAAAAAAUAUAUGGACAUACUUUAAAAGAUGUUUCAAUUUAUGAUGAUAAUGAAACAUUUGAAAUGAAACAGUUAAAAUUUAUUUUUAAUAAAUUAAAACUAGUACAUGAUAUAUCAAAAAUGGAUGAAACAACCUUACGGUAUGAAAUCGAAUUACGCCGAUGGGGACAUGAACAUCAAGUUAUACCUAAAAAAAUGCUCAACAGUCCUAUAAUUUUAACUGCACUUGUUAUGCAUUUACCAUUGAGGAUAUUAUUGGACAACACAUUUUUUUUUGCCAGAAAACGAUUAUUUAAAAACUCAACACCUGAUACUGGACUUUGGGAGUUCAUUUUACGAUUCAACAACCCACAUGAAGUAAAAAAAUGGCGAAUACAUCCAAUUGAAUCAUAUUUAGCAUAUGUUAGAUAUUCUAGAACAAGUCAGAAUAUCUUGAAAAUACAAAAUAAUAUUUUAAAAAAACAAGAAAAUUUUAAAAUUAAUCCACCUAAUAAACUGAUAAUAACUAUUGCCUCAGGAAAUCUAAAAAAAUUGACAAAUAAUUCUAAUAUCCAAAAUACAAACCAAACUUCUAAAACAUUGUUACAAAAAAAAAAUUCUCAAUCAUCUGUUGGAAAUGAAAAUAAAUUAUUUCAAGCUGAACCAUCAAAUUCAAGAGAAAUAAAUACGCAACAAAUUAAAAAUAAUAAAAUAUGUAAUACAGUUUUGAAUUCUACAGUAAAAGAUUAUAAAUCUAAACAAUCAAAACAAAAAUCAACUAAACCUAAUCCAAAGAAAUCUAACAUUAGUCAGACUUCUAAACUAACAAAACUGUUAGAAAUAUCUGAAGAAAAUAAGAAAAAAAACAAUCAGUCUGCUGAAAUUGCUGAUCAGUUAUCAAAUUUAAAUGUCAGUGUCCAGCAAAAUAAUUCUGAAUCUAAAACAAUAAUGGAUCAAAUUCAAACAGUUGAUGUGAAUCAAAAUCAGCCAUGGGUAUUUACAUUAUUGAAGUCUCCUCCAAAAUUAUCUUUAGAGUUGGAACAUUUUUUAUCUGAAGAUCUAAUAAAAAAAUCAUUAGCAGUUUUAAAUCCUAUUGACCAACGUAUAAUAAUAGCGUAUGAUAGUCGGGUGAUUAUGAAAAAAAAAAUGUGUUUUUAUUCAAAGUUACUUUAUGUACAUGAAGCUAUUACACUGAUAAUACUUUCUUUAAUAUAUCCAAAUAAAGUACUAAAUAAACCAACAAUUUGUGGUUUAGAUGAAACUGGAAAACCGUGUAAAAAUGAUAUGAAAAUUGAUUAUGAGAAACCUUUGACUUAUGAAAGUUUGGAAUCUAUUUUAUUUGAGACUCCGGUUAGUGAAACAUCAGAUGAAAAUAAAAAAGAUGUUCCAUAUAUCAAUCCUCUAUCUACUUUGAAUUGGGCUAAAGAAAAUAAUAAAGAAUAUGAUAUUUUUGUAUUUUUGGGAACUAACAAAAUGAAUUUAAAAAACAUAGAUGGAGCUAUUAAAGAAUAUCAAACGGCUUUAAAAAAAAAAGUGAAGAUUGUUGUAUGUUGUUUAAAUGGCAAGCAUUUUGACCAAAGAAACUUAGGUCGAGGGAAUAGGCUAUUUAUUGCUGGUUUUGACAAAAAUGUUGGAAAAAUAAUUGAAUCUUUUUUAAACGAAGAAUUUUAAGUUUAUUUCUUAAAUAUGCUGAAGUGUAUUUAAUUGUUAACAUUAAAAACAUAAUUUAUUAUUUCAUAUUGAAUUGUUUAAUUUAUUUUUCGCUAAAAGCUACUUUUUACCAAUUAUCUUAAUGUAAAUAUCUAUAUGUAACAAGGGUAUUAAACUAGAGCUCUUAAAACACGUGUCACGGAAUUCACGCGUACACGUGAAAUACAUGUUUAUCCAAAAUAUAUAUCCA
Sipha flava (yellow sugarcane aphid) is the source of this 2627-nucleotide messenger RNA. RefSeq lists its product as uncharacterized. The record is from RefSeq and is a predicted model, not a curated record. Gene Ontology annotation, molecular function: RNA binding. Bases 119 to 2398 code for a protein of 759 amino acids. The transcript is spliced from 10 exons. Lineage: Eukaryota; Metazoa; Arthropoda; Insecta; Hemiptera; Aphididae. Gene Ontology annotation, cellular component: ribonucleoprotein complex.